This is a messenger RNA of Adelges cooleyi (spruce gall adelgid), 1576 nucleotides long. RefSeq lists its product as uncharacterized. The transcript is spliced from 7 exons. The record is from RefSeq and is a predicted model, not a curated record. Bases 538 to 1332 code for a protein of 264 amino acids. NCBI's taxonomy places the organism in Eukaryota, Metazoa, Arthropoda, Insecta, Hemiptera, Adelgidae.
AUGGUAAGCGGUAACGGAUAAUAGGGCACACCGCCGUCGGCAGCAUACACUACUCACUAGUAAUAAGUAAUAACUUAGGUCUAAGAACUCGGGACAAAUUACGCAGAGUACAUCAUUACUAAGUGUGUCUUUAGUUGCAGUUAACACUGGCUAUACAUCCAUACAUUAAACUUUGUUGUGUUUGUUACUUGCUGCUUCGUAUUUUUUAUGCUGUCGGCUACGGUCAAGCCCCAAGGCUAGUGUAGUGUACACUGUACGAGCGGGCAGUUACGGACUGCGGUGGUGACUUCACUCAUCAGUCUUGUCAGUUGUCUGGCCGGCCGCCGGUGGUUGAUUACAGUGUUUUCGUACAGUGCGGCUUCAGUUUGUUAUAAAUGUAAAUAAUAUUCUUAACAGAGUUUGUUUUUACUUUGUGGUUAACAUUAAUGUAAUCAUUUUUGGGUAAUUAUUUAUUAUUUCGCCAUAAGAAAUCAGUGUUCUUCCAGUUUAAAACGACGAGCGAACGCUAAAAUUAAACAACAUUAUUAAAAAAUCAAAAUGCCACGAACAAAGAGAAGAACAGUCAAGCGAGCGUCGUCUGAUGAGGAUAAUAUGACUGUAAAUAUGACUGUUGAUAAUCAAACAAAAAAUAUAAAACAGCUCUUGGAAGAGUUUGAAUCCGAAAAACGAAAUAUCGAAGACAACUUCUAUGAUGCUUUUGAAAAUUCAAGGAACGCAAUAGAAAAUGCAUUUUUAAUGAUAAAAAUGAAUUUAGGCGACAAAUUAUUAAAACAAAACCUCCAAGAUUAUCUUCUUGAAAAUAGUGCAGUCAAAUCUGCUAAAGGAUCCGAACGUCUCGCUAGACCAGUUACCAAAUCUGCUGCUAAUGGUGGAACCACUAGAAAAAAAAGUGCAUCUGCCGGUAGAUCUAAACAAACAAGCUCUACCGCUACAGUAACCAAAAACCGUAGUAAAACGCAAAGUGAAGAAAGACCGCCGCUAUCUGAAAAAAACAAUGAACCCAAGUUUAAGACGCCAAUGAAUCGACCACCGAUGCCAGCUUCAGCAACAGUUACACCUAAAGUAAAUAUGAACGAGCCUAUAUCCAUGAUGAGGCGUCCAAAUCAAGGUGAAGUAGCUCUUUCAAUGACCGGCAGUCCUUUAAUGGUAUCAUCCGUUUCUAGAGACGAUAUGGCUACAGUCAGCGUACCAUUGGCAAAUGGAAACGUACUCUCGAUAUUGCCCAGAGCUGGUGCUACAAUGGAUAUAUCUUUCGACGAACAGACCAAACACGAAUUGCUUCUUCUCAAAGGUAAUAUUGAAGGGUUAUUAAAAAUGAAUAAUGGUAUAUAAACUUGUAACAAUGGUUCAUUAAAUUUUUUUAUUUUAUCAUUAUUUUUUUUAACUUUGUGCUAAUACAUAAUAGGUUAUGAGUAAUAUAUUAAUUUUCUGUGGUAAAUUAUAUUUUAUUUUUCUAUUGGACGAGGAUACACAUUUUGAUUGAUAUACCUCUACAUAUUUAGAUAUGUAAAUUGUAAAAACAGACAUUUUAGGUUCAAAUAUUUGUUUUGUUAAUUAAAUGUUAAUGUGUGAAUAA